Molecule: messenger RNA, 633 nt
Organism: Sipha flava (yellow sugarcane aphid)
Lineage: Eukaryota; Metazoa; Arthropoda; Insecta; Hemiptera; Aphididae
Exons: 2
Coding region: 38-484 (148 amino acids)
Source: RefSeq, a predicted model, not a curated record
GCUAACCGUCGCGACGGAUUGUUAUCGCAUUAUCGCAAUGACAAAAAUAGAAAUUUCCAACAGUCAGACUUUGAUAAACAUUAUUAAUGUUCCGAUUGGCCCAAACUCCGAUUGCCGUGAUGACCGUUUCGUUUUUCGUAUAGCGUCACUAGCGUUGUUUACUGUACAGUUACAAAUACAGUACACAGAAUUUACACAAAGUAACGUACAGACAACUGAAGAUUUCUAUAGAAUAAAUGCUUACUAUGUAAUUCUUGACACACUAAUUACAAAGUUAAAAGAAAGAUUUUCGAAUGAUAGUUUACAAAUGGGCGUAUCUGUUGAUAAUUUUUUUCAACUAAAAUUUGAAGAAAGUCAAUUUUUUAUAGAUCAUUAUCAAGGGUUAUUGGAUUUAUCAAAAAUUAAUAUUCAGUCAGAGAUGACCGUGGCAAAAAACAGCAUCUUGCAAUCAGGAAAUGAAAUAAAUUAUGAAACAAUAAAAUAAAAUAUCUCUAAAACAGUGUUUCCUAACAUAUACAAACUAUUACAGGUGGCCAUAACAAUACCAAUCAGUUCGGCUACAUGUGAACGAAGCUUUUCUGCAAUGCGCAAAGUUAAAUGGCUACGCACGAGUAUGCUGCAAGAAAAAUUUAA